Neoarius graeffei (lesser salmon catfish) is the source of this 3673-nucleotide messenger RNA. Its product is annotated as serine/threonine-protein kinase SIK2-like. The record is from RefSeq and is a predicted model, not a curated record. Gene Ontology annotation, biological process: microtubule cytoskeleton organization; protein phosphorylation; intracellular signal transduction. Gene Ontology annotation, cellular component: cytoplasm. The transcript has 12 exons. The coding region runs from base 225 to 2321 and encodes 698 amino acids. NCBI's taxonomy places the organism in Eukaryota, Metazoa, Chordata, Actinopteri, Siluriformes, Ariidae. Gene Ontology annotation, molecular function: protein serine/threonine kinase activity; tau-protein kinase activity; ATP binding.
CUCCACAGAGGGUGCAGCAGGAUCCAGAGAGUGAGCAGAAACCAAGAGGAGUGACUAAAGAAAUAAUAAACACAUUUCUACUUCUUUUUAAACAAAAUCAAAAGGCGUGAAUGAGGGGCAAAGCAAAGGAGCGACCACAGGAAUGUGACCUCAGGGGAAAGCAGCUGAUAUUUACACAUGGAGAGCUUUAACACUUCCCAGUGCACACGUUAAAGACACUAACCAUGGUGGUGCUGUUGGAGGAUUGUCCAGACACAAUGAACCGGGUUGGUAAACCUCUCCAGGUUGGCUUCUAUGAGAUCAUCCGUACGCUGGGGAAAGGAAACUUUGCUGUGGUGAAACUGGCAAGACACAAAGUCACUAAAACACAGGUUGCCAUUAAAAUCAUCGACAAAACCUGUUUGGAUGCAUCAGACUUGGAAAAACUCAACAGGGAAGUUAAAAUCAUGAAGCUUCUGAACCAUCCACACAUCAUCAGACUCUACCAGGUUAUGGAAACCAAGAACAUGUUGUACAUUGUUACAGAGUAUGCCAAUAACGGGGAGAUGUUCGAUUAUCUUGCAUGCAACGGUCAUCUGAGUGAGGAAGAAGCUCGGAAGACAUUCUGGCAAAUCCUCUCUGCUGUAGAGUAUUGCCAUAGACACCACAUUGUACACAGAGACCUUAAAGCUGAAAAUUUACUGCUGGACAGCAACAUGAACAUCAAACUGGCAGACUUUGGUUUUGGAAAUUUCUUCAUACCUGGAAAGCCUCUGAAUACCUGGUGUGGAAGUCCACCUUAUGCAGCACCAGAGAUCUUCAAGGGAAAGGAAUAUGAGGGACCGCAGCUUGACAUCUGGAGUCUAGGUGUGGUUCUCUAUGUGCUGGUGUGUGGCUCUCUGCCCUUUGAUGCUGCCUCACUUCCAGCCCUGAAACAACGUGUCGUAGAGGGACACUUUAGAAUCCCUUACUUCAUGUCACAGGAGUGUGAGAAUUUGAUACGGAAGAUGCUGGUGGUGGAUCCGGCCAAACGUAUCAGUCUGGCACAAAUCAAGCAGCACUGCUGGAUGAAAGCUGAGCCGAUAGCAUUGUGCCAGGCUUUAUUUAACCCUUCUGAGUCUGAGCGGCCCUGCCAGGCAAAGAGUUACAACGAACAAGUGCUUGGUCUCAUGCAGACACUGGGCAUUGACAAGCGGAGAACCAUUGAAUCUUUACAAAAUGACAGUUACAACCACUUCUCUGCCAUUUACUGGCUCUUGCUGGAGAGACAGAAUGGACAAGAGCAAAUCAGAAAAGCUCCAGUUUGGUCUAAAAAGCCUUGUUACACCAUACCAGUGCUGGGAAAUUCAUUAGAUGCAAGUCCACCCAUGUUACAGUACAGAAACGUUCCCUCUCCCAGCAAGUUACACGAUCCUGGAUUAAGCAGAGCGGUACAAGUUAAAAACAUGGAUGAAGAGGAGAAGCAGUUACCUUUUGAAUAUACAACUGAAAACAGGAGCACGAUACACAGACACACUGGCUCUGAGGGGUCGUCCUGGUGUUACCCACCAAAUAUUGUGGUGGAUCUAGUGGACAGUGCCAGUGCAGACAACUCUCCCAAUUCUUCCUUCACUGUCUCCAGCACCUCUUUCACUUCCCCUGGUGCUCUUUUAGACCCACAACUCUCUAUGAACCAAGUUCAGGGACAGUAUCCAGUUUCACUGAAAUCAGAAAGAAGCCCACACACUCAUUCAUCUGUCGUGAGGUUCCAGAAAAGUCUGCAAGUUCCCAAUUUCCAGGAGGGCAGAAGAGCCUCAGACACCUCACUGCCCCAAGGUCUGUGGGCUUUUCGUGAGCAUUUGAGCAAGAAUGUUCACAUAACAGGCCAGUUUGGUUUGAACAAAGUUCCUGUGCAGUGCACAUGGCCCCCAGUACCCAACCCAGAACACACUAAUAAACCUCCAACACACUCAUGGGAGCAUCUCCAUAGCCAGCCUGAGGGCCUCCAGCACCAUCAGUGGACAUCUAAUAUUCGUCGUCAUCAUCCCCAUCUGCCACAAAAGCCUUCUCCUCCUCCUUCUACUACGCCUAUCCAGAAUCACUCCAUCUGUCCACCACCACACUUUGAGUGUCACUUAACUUCUUUAUCCACUUCAGGUUACCGCAAAGUUCACUGCAACCCUUCAUCCCUCCUUUACACACCUCAGAGUCUGCUCUGUUCUCAACAAGAUCCACCAUCUCAUACUUCCUAUCUGCCAGCACCAUAUUUGUGCUCCACUUCCAGCUGUUCUUCCUCCAACAUGGUCGAUUCCACCACACUGCUCCUGGAGGAACAGCUGCAGAUAAAACCAAGCUCGCGCUGAUGUUCAUUAGUAGCAAGAGAGGUUCUAUUGUACCUGGUCAUCUCUUUUGAUUUUGUAGUAAUGUAGCAACAAAUUUUCUAGAGCUGUUCCAGUUACAGUAGAAAUGCCAAAUCUGUCAUUUAAGUCACUCUGAAUGAGAGCAUCUGCAAAAUGACUACACGUAAAUGGAAAAUCCAUUUACUGUUGAUUCACUUUUAUUCUCCCAAAAUAAUGGGGAAAAAAGACUGCACUAUACUGUAUAUAAUUAAUGAGAUCUAACUAGAGGAUACAUAUAUCUCUGAGCUACUGUUUAAAAUGUUAUUGUCUGUUGUUAAGCAUGCAAAAAAAUACUAAUGGAGGAACAACAAUGCCCUAUUUUUUAUUCAUUAUCCAAUUUUGGGCGGCACGGUGGUGUAGUGGUUAGCACGGUCACCUCACAGCAAGAAGGUUCCGAGUUCGAACCCAGCGGCUGGCCAGGGCCUUUCUGUGUGGAGUUUGCAUGUUCUCCCCAUGUCUGCGUGGGUUUCCUCCGGGUGCUCCGUUUUCCCCCACAAUCCAAAAGACAUGCAGGUUAGGUUAAUAUGGGACGGCCUUGGGCUGAGGUGCCCUUGAGCGAGGCACCUAACUCCCAACUGCUCCUUGGGCACUGUUAGCGUGGCUGCCCACUGCUCUGGGUAUGUGUGUGCGCUCAUUGCUCACGUGUGUGUGCAUGUGUGUGUUCACUGCUUCAGAUGGGUUAAAAUGCAGAGAGGAAAUUUCACAAGUGUGUGAUGAAUAAAGUUGUGCUUGCUUAAGGACCUUAUUGAGUGUUUUUUCUCAUGUAUUUAAAUAAGCAGUGAUGAUUCUUUAUAUGAGGGUGGCACGGUGGUGUAGUGGUUAGCACUGUCGCCUCACAGCAAGAAGGUCCUGGGUUUGAGCCCAGUAGCCGACGAGGGCCUUUCUGUGCGGAGUUUGCAUGUUCUCCCCGUGUCCGCGUGGGUUUCCUCCGGUUGCUCCGGUUUCCCCCACAGUCCAAAGACAUGCAGGUUAGGUUAACUGGUGGCUCUAAAUUGACCGUAGGUGUGAAUGUGAGUGUGAAUGGUUGUCUCUAUGUAUUAGCCCUCUGAUAACCUGGAGACUUGUCCAGGGUGUACCCCGCCUCUCGCCCAUAGUCAGCUGGGAUAGGCUCCAGCUUGCCUGCGACCCUGUACAGUAUAAGCGGCUACAGAUAAUGGAUGGAUUCUUUAUAUGCUCCUUGUUUUGUUUGAUAUAUACAAUACAAUCUGACUGCAGUUGGAGUGGAUUGAUGAUAAUAGACAAUUUAUCAGAGUCGUCAGUGAUCACAGUGUGUGUCUUGUAUUGUGUACGUAUAAUCUGUAUUUAUUCACCCUGUG